UCAGAAUCUCUAAAGAGCAUGCAGACUUCCAACGAAUUCUUUGGAGAAAAUCUAGUAAUCUUCCGUUAAAACAUUAUCGUAUGUUGACAGUAACUUAUGGCACAGCUUGUGCUCCAUUUUUGGCUGUACGCACUUUGUAUCAACUCGCAAUCGAUUCAGCAGAAACACACCCGCGAGCUUCGGAAGUAUUGCUAAAUGACUUUUACGUUGAUGACGUAAUGACUGGGGCUGAUUCUAUAGAAGAAGUUACGUCUCUCCGCCAAGAACUUGUUAGUCUUCUCAAAUCUGCUGGCUUAAAUCUUCGGAAGUGGACAACAAACUGUUGGCCUCUUCUUCUCAGUUUGCCAGAAGAACAACGCGAGAUGUCACCAAAGGAGUUUGAAGAAUACAGCUCAGUCAAACUUCUCGGCUUGCAGUGGUCUCCUGCAAAUGAUUCGUUUUCCUACAAAGUCAAUUUAAAUGAUAAAGCGUCAUCAACAAAGCGUCAAAUACUUUCAGAAUCUUCAAGAAUUUUCGAUCCUAUCGGUUUUCUCACUCCUGUCGUUAUUGGUAUCAAAAUAUUGUUUCAAGAACUCUGGCGGAAAAAGUAUAAAUGGGAUGACGUCAUAUCUUCAGAGCAUGCCAAAAGAUGGCACUGCAUUCGCGACGAUCUUCCAAACCUCGAAAAAAUAAAAAUUCCACGAAUCAUGUGGACAUCGAAAGAAAACGUCGAAUAUCACGCAUUUUGCGAUGCAUCUCUAGAUGCUUACGCAGCUGUUAUAUAUUGUAGAAGCGUAGAUUCGUCUGGAAAUAUUAAUAGCAACAUAGUCGCAGCAAAAAGCAAAGUAGCUCCCAUCAAAGUUGUCUCUCUUCCGCGUCUUGAACUCUGUGGAGCAGUUCUACUAACUCGGUUAGUAACAAAACUUAAAACUUCUUUACAAGAUAAAGAAAUAAAAGUUGUAGCUUGGACUGACUCCGCAAUCGUCCUCCAUUGGCUAUCGGCAUUACCAAAGAGGUGGUCAGUUUUCAUCGGGAAUCGUACUUCAGAAAUUCUCUCUGCGAUACCUAGAGAAUCAUGGAACCACGUACGAUCUGAACAAAACCCAGCUGACUGUGCCUCUCGCGGUAUUCCACCUUCUGAUUUACUCCAAAAUGAGUUAUGGUGGACCGGACCAUCGUGGAUUACAAAAGAACGGGACCAGUGGCCAAAAUCGGAAUAUUCAGUGGAUAAUAUCAAAUCUGACGACUUUGAAAGACGAAAAAAGCAGCCGACUUAUGCUUUUGUGUCAAAACUAGACCCUACAAAUAUUUUUUGCAAAGUUAUCGAUGAUUCGUCUCGUUUUUUAAAAUCUAUUCGUGUGCUCGGUUUCAUAUUUCGGUUUAUAGCAAAUAUUCGUGAACUUGUUUCUAUAAGAAAAAUGCUAACAAUUGGUGAAAUCUGUGAUCCCGUAAAAAUCGCUGAACUAAAGAAAUUUUUGCUGAAUUCUCGUGAUAAAUCUGCCCCUAAAACGCAAUCUCUGGCUUUGUCUUCUCUCGAAAUUUCCAUUGCAAAGACCAAACUAAUAAAAUUUCACCAACAUCUAAGUUUUCCGCUAGAAAUAAACAGUAUAAAAAGUGGUGUGAAUCUCUCAAAAGGUAAUAAGCUAGCAUCUUUAGCACCGUUUGUGGAUGACCAAGGACUUUUGCGCGUCGGGGGUCGUAUCCAAGAAUCAAAUGUAGCUUAUUCCGCAAAACACCCCAUCAUUCUCGACAAAAACACCCGAAUUGCAAAACUUAUCGUCGAUCAUUUCCAUAGUUCAAAUUGCCAUGCAGGUGUUUCUCUUUUAUUCGCCAUUCUAAGACAAGAAUAUUACAUUAUCGGUUGUAGGAAUCUGCUACGUAAAAUAGUCCAUAAAUGUGUUCCGUGCUUCCGCCAACAAAAGGCAACUUCGACCCAGCAAAUGGGCAAUCUGCCGGCAGAUCGUGUCCUCUUUUCGCGACCGUUCAGCAAGGUUGGUGUAGACUACGCAGGUCCUAUAACAUUACGACUAGCUCGAGGACGAAACCCAAAAUUUACAAAGGCUUAUAUCGCUCUAUUCAUUUGUUUUUCAACAAAGGCUAUCCAUAUAGAGUUGGUUAGUGACCUCUCUUCAAACGCCUUUCUCGCAGCCCUUGAUCGUUUUGCGUCGCGUCGUGGUAAACCGUCGGAAAUCUGGAGCGAUAAUGGAACAAACUUCCAUGGAGCUAAUCGGUGUCUCGACGAAAUGUUCCAACUACUCCAAAGUCAGCAGCACAACGACAUGGUUACUGAUCAUCUAUCCAAAGACAAAAUUUCGUGGAAUUUUAUUCCCCCUUCCUCUCCUCACUUUGGUGGAUUGUGGGAGGCGGGGGUCAAAUCCGUCAAAUUCCACUUGAAUCGAGUAGUUAAGGAUCAUCGGCUGACUUAUGAGGAGAUGUAUACUCUCCUGACACAAAUCGAAGCACUGCUGAACUCUCGACCUAUGUGGCCGACAUCGGAUAUGGAUCCGAUAGCUCUCAGUCCAGCUCAUUUUCUGAUUGUCACUCAAACAAGGUUUUUGGAAGCGGUGGCACUCCGAAUAUUUGACAUCGUUGCAACAACGUCCAAAAUGGCAAGGUGUCAAACCCGAUCUCAAACCUGGUGAUGUAGUCAUGCUAAAGGACUCAAAUCUUCCACCAGCCAAAUGGAUACUUGGGCGGGUGAAGGAAGUCCAUCCAGGAAAAGAUAAACUGGUACGCGUUGCCACUAUUACCACACAAACUGGAGACUACGUUAGACCAA
Messenger RNA from Eupeodes corollae, 2758 nucleotides. RefSeq lists its product as uncharacterized. The transcript is spliced from 2 exons. Gene Ontology annotation, biological process: DNA integration. Gene Ontology annotation, molecular function: nucleic acid binding. The record is from RefSeq and is a predicted model, not a curated record. The coding region runs from base 81 to 2621 and encodes 846 amino acids. Lineage: Eukaryota; Metazoa; Arthropoda; Insecta; Diptera; Syrphidae.